CGUGUAGCCGGUCACUGAGGAACGAACCCUAAAACCCCACAGUCCACCCAAACCCGCGUACGAGGCGGAAGCAGCCCACCGCUCCGGCAAUGUGGCGCCGCGCCUCCCAGCUCCUACGCAACACCGCCACCGCCACCGCCACCGCCACCGCGCUCUCCAGCCGCGUACCGCAACCACGUCCUGCCUCCGCAAUCCCAAAGCUCCUGCCCGCCCCAAAGCUCGCCUCAUCCUUAUCCUAUGCUACGCAAGCAGCGGCAGAGGCGACGAGGGCCCCGACAACGGUGGGGAGCCUGCUGCGGCUCAACGACCUGCGGGACAAUCCGGGGGCGCGGAAGCAGAAGACCCGUAAGGGCCGCGGGAUCGGCUCCGGGAAGGGCAAGACGGCCGGCCGCGGCCACAAGGGCCAGAAGGCGCGGGGGACCGCCAGAUUCGGCUUCGAGGGCGGCCAGACCCCGCUCCGCCGCCGCCUUCCUCGUCGGGGCUUCAAGAACCGCUUCUCUCUGACGUUCCAGCCAUGUGGACUGGGUAAAAUUGCAAAGCUCAUCAAUUCUGGAAACAUUGAUUCUUCUGAACUGAUCACAAUGAAGACACUGAAGGAUACAGGUGCAAUUGGAAAACAAAUAAAGGAUGGAAUUCGGCUAAUGGGCCGGGGAGCAGAGGAAAUUAAAUGGCCAAUCCACCUUGAGGUAUCAAGGACGACUGCUAGGGCAAAAGCUGCAGUUGAAGCAGCUGGUGGAACAGUAAGGCUAGUGUACUAUAAUAAGCUUGGUUUCAGGGCACUUCUCAAACCUGAGUGGUUUGCAAAGAAAGGCCGACUUUUACCCAAAGCAGCUAGACCACCACCCAAGCAACGAGACAAGGUUGACAGCAUUGGCCGCCUACCUGCCCCAACAAAGCCACUUCCCUUCACACCAGAAGAACUGGAGUUUGCAGCAAAGCGUGAAGCUGCGCGAGUGAUUGCGUAGUGCGUAGAAGGUAGCAUGAAGGAGGUGCACUCAAGUGAUUGCGUACAAGGCAGCAUGAAGGAGAUGCAAUUAGAUCAUGCCUUUUCUUUUAAUUCUACACCCUGAAGAAGCUCUUCUGAACUAGAGUUUUGAACUGGCAAAUUUUGUAUGUUUUAAACAACUGUUGUGAAUCUAGCAUUUGGAUUGUUUGAGAUAGCUUUUGUAGCAGCAAUUGUGCACUAAGCAUGAGAUUGGUUUGGAGUCUCUGAUCUUCCAAGGAAAUCUUCUCAAUAAAAAUAUGAGCUGUGAUGAUCUAUUGAUGUCU
Messenger RNA from Oryza brachyantha (malo sina), 1269 nucleotides. Its product is annotated as 50S ribosomal protein L15. Gene Ontology annotation, cellular component: mitochondrial large ribosomal subunit. The transcript has 4 exons. Gene Ontology annotation, biological process: translation. Lineage: Eukaryota; Viridiplantae; Streptophyta; Magnoliopsida; Poales; Poaceae. The record is from RefSeq and is a predicted model, not a curated record. Bases 90 to 965 code for a protein of 291 amino acids. Gene Ontology annotation, molecular function: structural constituent of ribosome.